GCCCACUCCGCGCCCAGGCCGGGGACUGUCCGUACGAGGGAAGGCCGCAGGCGCGCCCCAUCCGCCCGGCGGGCGCUCCCGCUGCCCACAGGCCAGUGGCUUCCCUUGCCCAGGCUGUGAGGAGGCCCCGCCCGCCCCUAGCCCGGAGGGGCCGCGUGGCUGGGCUGGGGUCGUUGCGCACGGGGGCUGGGGACUGAGCGGGACCGGGCCUGGCUCUCCCCGAGGGCUCCAGACCCGCGGCGCCCCAGGUCUGGCUCCGGGUCUCCAGCCCUGCACCAGCGGCCUUCCCGCUCCCCGAGGCCCCGGCUUCCCUCGUCCCGCCCGCAGAGCCCCUGUCCUGCCCCGCCUGAGCCCAGGAGCACCCGGCCCAGCCAGAUCCUCCCCGUAGUGGGCAGCUGGCGAGCCGAGACCCGCCUGCACCCCGGCGAAGCACAGAACUCCCUCGCCCCGGAGGGGAAACCGACCCCGGGCCGGGAGCUGCCGGGCCCUACGGAGCCCCCUGUGCUGACAGCGACCCUUGUCCCCCCAGGGUGCCAGGGCCGCGCACCUGCGUGGGGAGGAGCCGCCUGGCACCGCGGAUGAGCGGGGCGAGGGACGCUAGAUGGCAGCAGGGACCGGCGCUACCGCCAGCCGGGGCCCGGCCGAGAGGCGAGCGAGCGCCCGGCAGGAGAACCGCUGCACCUGGCCUAAGAGAUGAGCCCAAGGUGGCGGGGGGAGCCCCAUGCUGGAGGCCAUGGAGAUGCCGAGCCACUCCAGACAGCUGCUCCUGCAACUCAACACGCAGCGGGCCAAGGGCUUCCUGUGCGACGUGAUCAUCGUGGUGCAGAACGCGCUGUUCCGCGCGCACAAGAACAUCCUGGCGGCCAGCAGCGUCUACCUGAAGUCGCUGGUGGUGCACGACAACCUGCUCAACCUGGACCACGAGAUGGUGAGCCCGGGCGUCUUCCGCCUGGUGCUGGACUUCAUCUACACCGGCCGCCUGGGCGAGUGCGAGCCGGGCGAGCAGGGCCUGGGCGCCGUGCUGGCGGCCGCCAGCUACCUGCAGGUGCCGGCCCUGGUGGCUUUGUGCAAGAAGAAGCUGAAGCGGACGGGCAAGUACUGCCACCUGCGAGGCGGCUACAGCCCCUACGGCAAGAUGGCCAGGGGGCUGCGGGCCGCCACCCCCGUCAUCCAGACCUGCUACUCGGCUGCCCCCCGGCCUGUGGACAUGCAGCCUGGCGAGCCCCACAGCACCCAGUGCGGGGAGCUCUAUGCCUCUGCCUCCCAGGGCACCGCCCUGCACCAGCCUGGGCUGUGCCCACCCGAGAGGCACUGCUCCCCCCCCUGCGGCCUGGACCUCUCCAAAAAGAGCCCCACCAGCCCUUCCUCCCAGCUGCCCACAGACAGACUCCACCCGGGGGACAGCAGGGAGCCCUUGCUGCCCCCCAGGCACGACAGCCCCCCGGGCAGCGCUUCCCUGCUGGCCAACCACAGCUCCGCCUACAAAGACCCUCCCCAGGUGGGCGAAGGCGUGAUUCACCCCGCGGAGCGCUUCCGUGGCAGCCCGCCCUGUGCCGAGUCCCUUGCCCGGGCCGAGGGCCGCGACUUCCUGUACCGCUGGAUGAAGCACGAGCCCCCGGGCAGCUACCUGGAGGAGUGUGAGGCGGAGAAAGAGCCUGAGCGGGAGGAGAAGGCCGAGUCGCCCCUGCAGUCCCGCUACCCCAGCAUCGAGAGCAACGAGAUGGAGAACGACAACAGCACCAGCGAGGACACGGGCAGCAGCGAGGGCCCAUCCCCCGGGGGCACCCUGGGCCCCUACUGCAGCCACCUGGCCUACGAGCCCGAGAGCCUGGGGGACAACCUGUACGUGUGCAUCCCGUGCGGCAAGGGCUUCCCCAGCUCGGAGCAGCUCAACGCCCACGUGGAGGCCCACACCGAGGAGGAGCUGUACCACAAGGCAGCCUCGGAGCAGGCCGGUCCCUUCCUGGACAAAGGUGGCCAGAGCCUGGGCGACAUCAUCCGUCCCUACCGCUGCUCCUCCUGCGACAAGGCCUACAAGGACCCGGCCACGCUGCGGCAGCACGAGAAGACGCACUGGCUCACGCGGCCCUACCCCUGCACCAUCUGCGGCAAGAAGUUCACGCAGCGCGGCACCAUGACGCGGCACAUGCGCAGCCACCUGGGCCUCAAGCCCUUCGCUUGCGACGCCUGCGGCAUGCGCUUCACCCGGCAGUACCGGCUCACCGAGCACAUGCGCAUCCACUCGGGCGAGAAGCCCUAUGAGUGCCAGGUGUGCGGCGGCAAGUUCGCCCAGCAGCGCAACCUCAUCAGCCACAUGAAGAUGCACGUGGCCGGGCCCGACGGCAAGGCCAAGCUGGACUUCCCUGAGAGCGUCUUCGCCAUGGCGCGGCUCACGGCCGACCAGCUGGGCCUCAAGCAGGAGAAAGCGGCCGAGCUGCUGUCGCACACCUCACACUUCCUCAGCGACCCCAAGGGCCUGGAGAGCCUGUACCCGCUGGCCCGGUUCACAGCCGAGCACCUGGGGCUGAGCCAGGAGAAGGCGGCCGAGAUGCUGGGUCCAGCCUCACACCUGCACAGCGAAGGUGGCCGGAGCAUAGAGUGCUAUUCCCCCACCUAAUGGGGCAUCCCAGGGCUGCCCAUUCCAGCCACAGCCAAAGAGCCCACGUGGCCAUGGGUCUCCAGAGCCCACCGCCCCCUCCCCAGAUGGACUCUCUGUAGCAUUUGGGGAGUGGUAACUUUUCUCCCUGAAAAUGUGCAGUGGCCGAAUGCUUCCUCCAGCCUCCAUCCAAUGGGGAAAAGCCAAAAGCGCCAAAGAGGGGGUGGGGUGAGCCCCUGGCAAAGGGCACUGGGCAGCAGCUCUCUCCAGCUGCUCACUCUCAACCUGGUGUAACGGGAGCAGCAGAAGGGUUUGAUCUUCUGAGGCCUCUGCAGGAAUCUCUACACCCUGGCCCAGCAAACCCUGCCCAGAGCCUGGGCCUGGCGCCUCCCUCUUGCUGCAGAGCCCUGGUUGGGGCAGCUCCUCUCCCAGCUCUGACUGGAGCUGGGCCUGGCUCCCAAAGACCCUCCUGGGCCCCACCUAGCUGAGCCAAAACCAACCCAGCCCCUGCACCCUUGUUGUACUCAGGGAUGGCCCCAGCAUCCUGCCUCACCCAGGCCAGGCCCAGCUGCCUCACGGAAGAAUUCCUGCCCUGGGCGAUUGCCGAGGAGCCUGGCCCCAGAGACUCCCCGUCCCCAAUCGCUGGUGGGAGGGAGCAUGGAUCUGGGGCCCGGCUGGCCCUAGACUGAGCCUCUGGGAUGCAUCCAUCCCUCCCCACCCUCUACUCUGUGGGAUCCCAGGUGGGAACCAUGCUGCUGUUUCUCAGGGGGUCUCUGCUGGGAAGUGGGCUGGAAGCAUGAGGACACAGGAGCAGUUUGGUGGGCCCCCCCUCUUCUCUCCUCCCUCCCUCGGCGGUGCCCAGGCAGAGCAGGGCUCUAGGCCGCAGAGCAUGCAGGCAGGGCAGUGAAGCGGGGCUGGGCUGCUCUCUCCAUGCUGUGCUCCUUGUACCGAAGGGCCGUGUCCCUGUGCCAGGGCGUCUUCCCGUCCCCCCAACAGCUCUGGUGGGAGGCCCCCUCUCCUCUGCUCCCCGGAGGCUCAGUCCUGGCCCAGGAGCUUGUGACGAAGACAAAAUCUCUCAGUCACCUGCUUCGCUGUGCCAGGGAGAGGCAGCAGCUGCCUUGCUGGGCUCCGCUGGGCAGCAGGGCUCUGCCAUGCUCUGGCGGGGGGGGCUGGGCUUUAUGCUCAAGCCCGUGGGGGGCAGUGCAGGGGCCAAUGACACUGAGGGGGUGAGCGGUUAGGUCUCUGCCCUGGUGGCCAAUGGGGACAGGUGCUGCAUGCAGGCGCCCCCCCACCUGAUAGCACACAGAGCUCUGACCCUCAGGCCGGCCGGGCUGCACUGAGCGGGCAGAUCCUCCCCGCACUCCUGGGUUAAUGGGGCACAAGAUCUAGGUGCUGCCCAAGAUCAGGGCUGCUCGGAGCCCUGCCUGGGGCCUUCCUUGCUCUGUCCAGGCAGGGCCACCAGAGACGUGGAGGCUGGGCCCAGGGCCCUGCCGUGAGUGACCCAGGGCGGGGUCCCAUACCACCCCCGUCUGGCCUGCAGGAUAAUGUGAAGCUCUUUUCCCUGCCUUGUCUUUUCUCCUUUGCACACCAGGCCGAGGUGGCCACCCCACAGUGCCUGCUCCUGGCCUCCAACCAACUGUGCCUUUAGCCUGACCGGCUGCUCCUCCAAGGGGCUUUGGGUCCAACUGCUCCCAGUGCCAAAUGUCCAUGCCCAGCUCAGGUGCCUCUGGCUAGCAGAGACUCAGGACACUGACCCUGCGUCCCCUUUCCAGCUGCGCAGGAACUUGGGCACCGAGGGGCUCCCCGGGCACCGAAGGGCUUGUCUAGGGCCAGGAAUCGCAGGCCAGAGUCCGGCCCCGGCUGCCCUGCACCCUUGCAGCCAUCAGGGACAAAGCUGCAGCAGCUGCGACCAAAGCGCGGGGGGAGGGGACGUAUCCAGUGCCUGGAUCCAGGUCUCCCUGCCCCCGCCCAGUUUGUAUAUUCUUCUGAUUUGUACACGGGCAUUUUGUCCCAUCCUUUUCUAUACUCAAGACCAAAUGAGCAAUAAAGUGAAGUUAACACGUGA
This is a messenger RNA of Malaclemys terrapin pileata, 4661 nucleotides long. RefSeq names its product hypermethylated in cancer 1 protein-like. The transcript is spliced from 2 exons. Gene Ontology annotation, biological process: regulation of transcription by RNA polymerase II. Gene Ontology annotation, cellular component: nucleus. The coding region runs from base 722 to 2617 and encodes 631 amino acids. The record is from RefSeq and is a predicted model, not a curated record. Lineage: Eukaryota; Metazoa; Chordata; Testudines; Emydidae. Gene Ontology annotation, molecular function: RNA polymerase II cis-regulatory region sequence-specific DNA binding; protein binding; DNA-binding transcription factor activity, RNA polymerase II-specific.